Neoarius graeffei (lesser salmon catfish) is the source of this 3727-nucleotide messenger RNA. RefSeq lists its product as uncharacterized. The transcript is spliced from 9 exons. The record is from RefSeq and is a predicted model, not a curated record. NCBI's taxonomy places the organism in Eukaryota, Metazoa, Chordata, Actinopteri, Siluriformes, Ariidae. The coding region runs from base 2007 to 3527 and encodes 506 amino acids.
GUAAACCCGAAUGUUCAAAUUAAUUAAAAGAAAUAAUUUUAGAAUACUCAAACUUUGAGUAAUAGUUCUACUAACUUUAACAUGUAAAGUUGCUGUAACAAAUUGUUCGUUUUUGAGUAACUGGAAAUAACAAUUAUUGAUUUCGAAGAACUUUAUGGCAGUGUGACGUACGUGACGUCAUGGCGCACGUCCUUCAGAGACGUUACGCCACUGAGUUGAUAGGUAAUUUCAAGAUGGCCGUGCAUCGCGAGCGGAGCUGUUUCCAGCUUUCUAAAAGUUGCAGUGGACCAAGUGGAGUUCUGUGAGAAAACAAGGUGAAGUCCUACAUUGUGGUCAACUGACUAUUCAGAAGGCACCUUUUAUAAGGUUGGUGGCUCCAAUAUGACCUGGAUCUGUAAGUUGUGCGCAGCUGCUUUCAACACAAAAUCAGACUUACUCACUCACUAUAGGCUGCAACACAGUCACUAUUCCAGAAUCAGCCCUCUUCCCUGCCUCUACAGUGACUGCAUUUGUACAUGUCAAACAUUUCCUGCACUGAAAGCACAUUUAUCAAGAUGUCACCCAGAACAACCAGUCAGUCAUUCUCUGCAUAGUCAGGGUCCUGUGAUAUUUAAAUGCCCUUUAUGCACAUUUCAGCAGCCCCUUUCUCAAUCUGCUGUUUUCAGUCAUCUUCGUAGGCAUUUGAAAAACCAUGAAACGGUGCAGUGCCCAUAUAAGGAUUGCUCAUACGCCACAAAUGUGUACUCCUCAUUCAAUACACACCAAAGUCGAGAACACCAAGCAGAUCUUGUGGCAGACUUUCAAACUGAGAUUGCCAGUGAGGAUCCAUGUAAUCUGGCCAGUGCUUCAGAGGAAACUAGUGAAGAAUGCCCUGGUCCGAGCAGGGAAUUGGAGAAUGCGGAUCAUGUUGAGACAGUCAGUCUUAGAAAUCAGCUUAAAAAGUAUGUGUCGUCUUUGUUCUUGAAGAUGCAGGCUAUCCUACAUAUCUCCGACACUGCCACUCAGGAAAUAGUAGACCACUUGAAUGAAGUCUUCUCUCUAUCUGAGCCACUGAUCAAAGAGGCAGUUCAUGAUGUACUUACAAAAAAUGGUCACUGCAUUUCAGAAUCUGCACUAAGUGAAGUUGUUGCUGCUAUCAUGGACUGCAAUGUUCUGUCUACUUCAACUUGUAAAGGUGCUGAGUUGAGUUCCUCAAAGCGCAGAAAAACCUUUAUAGAGCACAACUAUCCUUGUGUAAUGCCAGUGGAGUACCAGUUGGAGCCUGGCCAUGCCAGCAUGUAUGUUCCUAUACUUUCGAUGAUUCAAGAGCUGUUUAGAAGCACAGACAUUCUUAAGAAAAUUUCUGAAACAGAUACUGCAUUCAAUCAAUAUGUUUCAUGUGCCAAUGGCUCUUACUUCAUGGAAAAUGAGUUGCUGUCAACUGGGGAUCUCGUCUUACCACUCCAGUUGUACAUUGAUGAUUUAGAACUUUGUAAUCCGCUUGGUACAUCACGCAAAAUUCACAAGGUGUGUGCUGUAUAUUGGGUCCUCGCUAAUCUUCCACCAAAAUACAGGUCAACAUUACAUGCUAUACAGUUAGCAAUACUGGUAAAAGUGACAGAUCUCCGCAAGUAUGGAUAUGCAGCUGUACUUGCUCCAUUGCUGCGUGACGUUCAUACUUUGGAAGUGGACGGUGUGUUCAUUGAAGGACUUGGCCAAAAUGUCAAAGGCACUGUCUUUUGUGUGUCUGCGGACAAUUUGGCCGCUCAUGGACUAGGGGGUUUUGUAGAGUCUUUCAGAUCAGGCUGUGUUUGCAGAUUCUGCUUGGGCUCAGUUGAACAGUAUCAAGAAUCCGAAGUCAGAGAUGAGAAGUUUGCUCCGAGAACUAAAACCAGCCAUGACCUGCAUGUGCAAACAGUUAAGUCAAAUUUGAAUGACAUCAUCCCCCUCCCAGCAUACCGUGUGGACGGCGCUCUUAUUCUCACCCCGAAGAGGUUUAUACUUGUAAAACAACAGAGUUAAGCACAAUGACUACUACAUCCCUGCCCAUGUUGCUGAGAGUAGAGCAACCAGACCAGGCACCAAGGAAGCUGAAACUGGGCGCUCGACCUGAUUCUGUUGACUCACUAAUCCGGAUACUAAAACAUGAACUCGACCUCGACCUCGAUGUUGACCUUCUCUACGAAGACCCAGAUUCUGAUGGAAAGCUCACUGCCCUGACCGAUAUUAAUGAACUGCCGCAGAAAGCUGUUGUACACAUUACUUUUUCUCAAGACUCAAGCUCAGUUGCAUCAACAGUGUUGCUCUCUGAUGUCUCGUCUCCAGAGCGUCUGAGCAGGUGGCCGCCAGGGCCUUUUCCAAUCCCAAUGUUCUCAUUCGACGUAGAGCUGAAGCUGAGGGACGGAAAUGCUGAAUAUGAAAACAAGAACACCUACCUCAACUUAACCCGUGACCUGAAGCACAGCAUCUUGGAGAGUAUGGCUUCCACCAUUUAUGGUUUUAAAGCUUAUCCGAGUGACAAGGAAAUUUCAAUGGCCGCCGAGGCUCUUGUGGCCAAACAUCCCUGCUUGACCCAACCAGGGGCUGAAAAGGGCUGGAAUGGGUGGAAGAACUCUAUUAAGUUUAAAAUGGGCAAUUACAGAAACAAGAUGAGACGGGCUGGAUGUCAAGAAGUUGCGGUCAAUUCUGGUAAAAGGAGUAGGAGCCACCCGGAAAAAGAGCCUUCACAUUCGAACAUCAAGCGACCAAAGCGUGCGGAAUUAAAUUUCUUGCCCAACUUUCCUAAAGGAAAGGAUCCGUCACAACUGGAGGAGAUGAGGCAGACAAUUGUUGACGAAUGCAAGAAAGUGGACAAGGACCUGACCCUCAUCCGAAAACUGAUGGAGGCCACAUUCCCUCUACGCAGACAGACGAUCGUUAUGUCCUUCCCUCCUGUGAAUGAGAUCAUGGACCUCUGGCCAGCUCUGAAAAUUGAGUCAGAGUUGUAUGCAGAAUUCCAGCGACUCACGAACCAGAACCUGCCCAAUACAUUUUAUGCUGAGCUGGACCGCCAUCUUCCACGAAUGAUGACUCUAUUCAGGCAGAAGGCUGCCAAAACAGGGAAGACUGCAGAUGCUCUGGCCAGCAUUUUAAAACUUCAUGAUGAGCAGGAAUCCCAUGACAUCCACAGCAGACGCACCACAGCUCUACAAGCCUUGCCUGUAUAUCUGCGUGAUGAUGCGACAGAAUUAUUCAGGACCUGCACAGAUGAUUCUGAUGAACCUGACCUCGACGGUGUUGCUCUGGGCCUUCUCACCUUCGCCAACAAUGAUGCAGGCCUCUACAACGCACUGAGGGUGUCCGUCGUGAUUGAAGGUGCUGUUGUGAUGAGUGUCUCCCGACAUACUGACGCGUUUCUUAUCAUGUUUGGGCUUAUGUACGCUUUGCACCUCAGCUAUCCAAAGGCCUUGAUCAACACCUUUGAAUUUGUCCAAAAAAUCUUGCUUGGCCUUGAUGGUGGGAAACUUUCACCCAAAUUGCAGACCAUGAAAAUUGACUUGUCCAUGUGAGUGUGAAGGGUAGAAGGUUGCCAAGUUGUUUUGAGAAAGUGUUUUAAGGAGGUACUGUUUGAGUUGCUUAUUUUUUGCUUCAGUUGCACCAUUUUUGUGGUUCAGUGUUCAGGGGUACCAAAGUAUUGGUGUACACCAUUCUAGUGCUGAUAAAUGCUUAUCUUAAGUGAUAUUUGGAAUAAUGUGGCAUUGAGUGUGUG